Molecule: messenger RNA, 2393 nt
Organism: Caenorhabditis angaria
Lineage: Eukaryota; Metazoa; Nematoda; Chromadorea; Rhabditida; Rhabditidae
Source: the annotation of a GenBank genome assembly
AUGAAAAGUCGGCCAAAAAUUGAGAAUCUCCGAAAUUGGGUUGACGUAGAGCAGAGGAUUUUUAAAAUCAAAGCUGAUGUUUUGAGCGAGGAAAAACCCGAGAUUUUUUGGAUAAGGAAUAAGGUGGGGAUUUUGGGGAGGAAAUUUUGGUUUGGAGCGGAAAAAAUGAAUUUUACAUUGGUGAUUAUUCACUGUUUCAAAAAUUUUAUUAUCAACUACGUUUUUUAAGUGAACAUUAUACUGUUUCAAUUACGAAAAUUCCCUAGAAUUUAAUUUUUCAUGGAAAAAAAAAUCACUGUUUAAAAAAUAUUAUAAUAAUUUUUAAUGGAGUAAAAAUUGAUUACUCACUUUUUACAAGUUGAGAAAAAAAAAGAUAAAAUAAAUUGUUUCAAAAUUUUACUGCUUCAAAGAUUGUUUUCUUUUAAAUAAGACCAUAAUUCUUUUGUGAUUUUUGCAUUAGAAAUUGAACAAUCGAAUCACUUUUUUCAUUAAAAAAAUUCCCAGAAAUUCACUUUUUCGAAUUUUUUAUAAGAAUUUUUCCUUGAAAAUGAUGAAUAAUAAUUAUGGUAUAUAGCAUCUUUUGAAGAAAAUACUCGUGUUGGAAAAUACUGUUAGAAUAAAGUUUCAAAACAAUUUUCUAAUUGAAAAAAAUCCUCAAAAAUUCACUGUUUCAAAAUUUUGAUUUUUUCUUGGAAACAAGAAACUUAUUGUUCCAUAAAAUCCAAAACUCCGUUAUUUUCAUGAAUCCAAAAGAAUUAGGGAUAAAGUGUUUCCCGCUAAAAAUAAGCAAAAAUCCUAAUUUUUUCCAGGAUUUUCUAUGCCAAAAAAAAUAAAAAUCAGAUUUUUCAUUGCAAAAAAUUUGCUGUUUCAAAAUUUUAUUAUCAAUUUUUCUCGAAAAUUAAAAAUUGUUAAAAGCUCGAAUCCUUGUAAGAAAAAUUGUUUUUCUGAGUAAAAAAAAUCUAUGCAGAUUCGCUACGUGGAAAUUUUUUUCAAUACAUUCUCUCACGAAAAAUUUAAUGUUUUAUAAAUCUGCAUGGAUUUUUGAGUUUUUGAUUAUCAAUUUUUUAACGUAAAAUUUGAAAGAACUUUCAUAUGUAAAAUUUUGGUAUUAAAAUUGUUGGCCCCAAAAAAAUCACUGUUUCAAAAUUUUCCGGAAAUUAAAAAAAAAACACAAAUUUAUUGCAGAAACAAAUCGCAUGUGAACCACCAUAUAAAACAGUUCUAAAACACGAAUCACCCGGAAAAUGGAAAGCAAUUCUAAAAAGCAAAAACUCGAAAAACACACAAAAAGGUCUGUUCGAAUUAGUGGCCAAAAAUGCGUGUGGAACAUCGAUGACUCAGAUUAACGUGAAAUUAAGAGGAUUUUCACGACCUGAAAUAUCACAAGAACUUCGACAAAAUGUCGAUUUGGAUUAUCAUCGAGUUUUGACGGUUGGAAUUCGAAAUUUGGAUGGAGAUUAUGAAGUGAAAUGGAUGAAAAAUGGAGAGGAAAUUCGAGAGGAAAAUGAGGAGGAUUUCAAGAUUUCGGAAAAAUCCGGAGCGAUUCAUGAGCGCAUUUUUAGCCUCAAAAUUUUCGAUGAUUUUUUGAUGAUGGCAAGUUUUGAAUGUGUGGUGAAGAAUUCGAGUGGAACAAUAUGUUGUCAAUAUGAAUUGGAACAUGGUGAGACGACGGGGAUUUUGGGGUGAAAAUUUGUACGUUUUUUUUUAGCUCAAGAGCUCAGAAAAUGAUUGAAAAUCCGUUUUUCAGCAGAUUUUCAGCCUGAAAAUCCAUCUAAAAUAAAGUUUUGUUGAAAAAUUCCUGAAAUUUUCAUUUUCUACUGAUUUUCUGCUCAAAAGUUGAUUGAAAAUUCAAAUUUACAGCCUUAUUUUGAACUAAAGAUCUGGCUGAAAUACCAAGUUCUAAAAUUUCGAAGCUCAAAUUUCAGUUGAUUUUUUUCCAGACCCCAGACCGCCAUAUUUAUACGAUGAAGUCAAAAUUGCUGAAAGUGAUAAUUGUAAUGGAAUUACAAUAACUGUUCCAUUUGUAUCGCAUUUUCCGGAAAAUGAGGUGAGCUUUUUUUUUAAUUUGAAUUUUCCCACGAAAAUCAUGAAAAGUAGAUAAUUUUGAACCAAAACAUGGAUUUUUUCAGAUUCGCUGGACAAUUGAUCGCUCGCAUUUCGGAAACGACAAUUUCCUCGCGGAAAAUUAUCGCUGUACAGUAUACCGAAUGCGUUGGAAUCAAUACGAAGCUCAACUUCAAUUUUCGGCCAAAAUCUCCGAAAAUCGCAAAUAUCGUUGCGAGAUUUGGAACGAUACGGGAAAACUUGAAGCGUUUGCGGAUGUACGGAUGUGUGACAGUUGUGAAGAGGAAAAUCCGGAAUUUUUUGAAAUUAAACACUUGAAGAAGUUUUGA